Molecule: messenger RNA, 504 nt
Organism: Encephalitozoon romaleae SJ-2008
Lineage: Eukaryota; Fungi; Microsporidia; Unikaryonidae
Exons: 1
Coding region: 1-504 (167 amino acids)
Source: RefSeq, a predicted model, not a curated record
AUGUAUAUCCCAUGCAUAACAGUCAUGGCGUUUUUUGUAUAUCAAGUGUUAGAGAUAGGUAUGUCUGAUAUGAUCGAGCAUAUUUUUGUCAAUCCUGCUGUGCAUAAGAUUCACAACUUUCCUGGCAUUCUGAAAAUGGAAUACAAUCCAAAUGAUCCAUGGGUGAACUUUUAUGCUUUCAAAAGUGGGGUAAUGUGUACUCCCAUAUUGUUGCUUCCAUUGAUGGUCAAGCUAAUUCUCCUGGCCUUGACAUUCAAGAGGAGUGAUAAGAAAGAUAAUAAUGCCUUUCUGUGGGUACACAUGAUUUUAAUGUUAUUUCUGACCUUUGCCGACAUGAUAGUUCUUUAUACAUAUGAUCAAGACAAGACUAAGAAUCUAUCUCCCAAUCUGAACAUCUACAUCUAUAGGAACCACACCUGGUUCUACUUGACUCACUGUAUCGCCGAAUUUAUUUCCUUGGGAUGGACAGUUGGAAUGUGCUAUGGAUUGUUAUUUUGUAGGUGA